AUGAAAUUGUUAGUACCAGCUUUUCUCCUACUAUUGACGGUUUGGUCUUUUCAACUCCCAUUUUCUAUUCCAGAUUUGCUUAGUGUACUGCAGCAUCAACAUACCCACUACACCAAGCUUGACCCUAAGGAUCAACCCAUUGAUUUGUUGCAGUAUAAAGAUGAUGUAGUUAUCAGAGUAUCACUUGCCAAUUCUCCUGCCUUGAAAGAAUUUCUCACAAGAAAGGACAUACAGUUCAACAAAUGGGGUAAGAACAAUAACCAGCAGACAGUCGAUAUUCAAAUCAAUGAGGAAGAACUUAUGAAGUUGAUUGAAAAGUUUCCCUCUUUGGAGUACCAUACCAUAAUCGAGGAUUUACCACAGCGUAUCUAUGAGACUUUCCCCUUGCAAGAACAGCCAGUUCUCACAAAGGAUGAGGACUUUCAUGCACAAUCAGAGUUAUUCUUCAGAGAGUACCGUGAGCUAUCCACAAUCAAUGCAUGGUUGGACUUGUUACAAUCCACUUACCCUGAUGUUGUCAAACUUGAGGACAUUGGUGACACUUUUGAACAUAGAAAGCUCAAUGUUGUUCACUUUUCAGUACCAAAUGAUGAUAUUGAACACAGUGAUAAAAAAACCAUUGUAAUCACAGGCGGAGUCCAUGCUCGUGAAUGGAUUUCGGUGUCAAGCACUUUGUACUUGAUUUAUCAAUUAAUUAAGCUAUACAACACAUGGCCCAACUCAAAGAUCUUGACUCAAUUAGACUUUCUAUUCAUUCCGGUGACUAAUCCUGAUGGAUAUGAAUACACAUGGACAACCGACAGAUUGUGGCGCAAAAAUCGUCAAGAAACCCCAAUUCCAAAAUGUUUUGGUAUUGAUAUUGACCAUUCAUAUGGUUACCAUUGGACCAAAUCGUCAGAUUGGGCCUGUGGUGAAGAAUAUAGUGGAGAAUUCCCAUUUGAAGCGUUUGAGUCGCGCUUAUGGGAUGAAUACUUGAACAACACCAACAAAGAUCACAGUAUUUAUGGUUACAUUGACUUACAUUCUUAUUCGCAGGAGAUUUUGUACCCUUACGCUUACUCAUGCAAUCAGCAGCCAAGAGACGAGGAAAAUUUGAUUGAAUUGGCUUGGGGUAUUGCCAAAUCAAUCAGAAUGAAGCUGGGCACAAACUACAAUGUCUUACCUGCAUGUAUUGAUAAGGACUCAGAUUUGUUGCCCGAUUUGGGCUCUGGAUCUGGAUUGGAUUACAUGUAUCAUAAUCGAGCCUUUUGGGCAUAUCAGUUUAAGUUGCGUGAUACUGGUGGCCAUGGUUUUUUGUUGCCAGCCAAGUACAUUGAGCCAGUUGGUGAUGAAAUGGUUGCUGCUAUUUUGUACUUUUGUAAGUUUAUACUUAGUGAUGAUCGGUAA
This is a messenger RNA of Lodderomyces parapsilosis, 1386 nucleotides long. RefSeq names its product putative metallocarboxypeptidase (gene ECM14). The transcript has a single exon. NCBI's taxonomy places the organism in Eukaryota, Fungi, Ascomycota, Pichiomycetes, Serinales, Debaryomycetaceae. The coding region runs from base 1 to 1386 and encodes 461 amino acids. Gene Ontology annotation, molecular function: metallocarboxypeptidase activity; zinc ion binding. Gene Ontology annotation, biological process: proteolysis. The record is from RefSeq and is a predicted model, not a curated record.